This is a messenger RNA of Rhinichthys klamathensis goyatoka, 1212 nucleotides long. It is a transcript of the gene ppcs, whose product is annotated as phosphopantothenoylcysteine synthetase. The coding region runs from base 6 to 965 and encodes 319 amino acids. Gene Ontology annotation, cellular component: cytoplasm; nucleus. The record is from RefSeq and is a predicted model, not a curated record. Gene Ontology annotation, molecular function: phosphopantothenate--cysteine ligase activity. The transcript has 3 exons. Gene Ontology annotation, biological process: coenzyme A biosynthetic process. NCBI's taxonomy places the organism in Eukaryota, Metazoa, Chordata, Actinopteri, Cypriniformes, Leuciscidae.
UUACAAUGGCCCACUUUGACCCCUCAGCCUCAAGUGCAGUGGAUGGAAGACUGUCUGAAGAGUUUGCGGUCCCCUCUCAUGUGGAGGAGGUCAGGAAACUCAUGGCAGAGUUUGCUGAACAUCACAGAUCGGCCGGGCGCAAAGUAGUUCUGAUCACCUCGGGAGGAACUAAAGUUCCUCUGGAAUCCCGAACGGUACGAUUCCUGGACAACUUCAGCAGUGGUCGGCGAGGGGCAUCCUCUGCUGAGUAUUUCCUGGACUCAGGCUAUGCAGUGAUCUUUCUGCACAGGCAUCGUUCUCUCUACCCAUACACUCGUCUAUACGCAGGGGUCAAUUUACUGGAUAGCUUACGAUUAGAGACUGGUAAGGAGGACACUGAUCAGAUCCUGGUGGAUCAGAACACACUUCCAAACAUUGCAAAGGUUUUAAAGCGCUAUCAGGCAGUGAAAGCUGCAGGAUUACUGCUGCCGGUGGAAUUCAACACCUUGUCAGAGUACCUCCAUCUUCUCAAAGCUGCAGCCCAAGCAUUAAGCUCCAUAGGGUCCAAGGCUAUGUUUUAUUUGGCUGCUGCGGUUUCUGAUUUCUACAUCCCAGCAUCUGAAAUGCCAGAACAUAAAAUCCAGUCCUCUAAUGGGCCACUUCAGAUAAGUAUGAAGAUGGUUCCCAAGAUGCUGUCUCCAUUGGUGAAGGACUGGGCACCUCAGGCAUUUGUCACCUCUUUCAAGCUGGAAACGGACCCCAACAUCCUUUUGGAGCGAGCACGGCGUGCCUUAGAAACGUACAACCACCAGGCAGUGGUUGCAAAUGUUCUCGACACUCGCCGUGGUUAUGUGGUUGUCGUCACCAAAGACACGCAAGACGAGCUGGUCCUCACAGAUGAGGAAGUGCAGAAAGAGGUAGAGAUUGAGGACAGGAUUGUCAGUAAUCUGACUGCAGCACACAGUCAAUUUAUGUCUCAAGUAUGAAAAACCUUGCUGUGAUUUCAUAGCAUGUAAGCUCAAGUUGCUCUUUCAGACAUGUGGAAUGUUUGCUGUCUUGUAACGAUUAAGGUACAAAUUUGAAAAGAGAAGCUUAUCCUGGAGAAUCGACUUUGUAGUCAUUCCGAAUGACGUCUGCAAGUUCGGAAACUUUUCUGUUGUGAAAUUCAGUUGCUUAUUACAGAUCUAACAAUUUCCUUCAUAUUUAUUUCCUCUGUACAAAGAGAUCUGCAAA